Thecamonas trahens ATCC 50062 is the source of this 1201-nucleotide messenger RNA. RefSeq lists its product as uncharacterized. NCBI's taxonomy places the organism in Eukaryota, Apusomonadida, Apusomonadidae. The transcript has a single exon. Bases 69 to 833 code for a protein of 254 amino acids. The record is from RefSeq and is a predicted model, not a curated record.
CCUCUGCAGCAACGAGACGUACCCACAGACAGACACUCUUCCUCAACGGGAUAUCCUCAGAGUCCGACAUGGACAUGCCAUGGCGCGAGUCAGACGACGGCUUGGCCGACAUGGAGACCGUGCCGGUGGUGAGCUCGGUCAAUGUGGCGGAGACCAUGUCGGGGAAGGCCGUACGGGAGCUGGGCACAGCCAUGCGGAGGAAGCGCAAGGCUUGGGGAGAUGCCGAUGGUGCCCGCCCGUCAAAGAGCAAGAUCCCUGUCCGGCCAGUGCUCGCUGAUGACUUGGCAAGCGACGAUGACGACGCCGACAAUGAUGACGAUGGUGACGGCCAAGAUGAUGGUGGUGGCGGCGGGCAACUCGCCCUUGAUCCGGCCGUUUUGGCACUGCAAGCGCUGGACGGAUGGUUGGCAGAGGGAGGCGCGGACGAUUGUGAUGCGUGCGCGAUGCCGGUGCAGGUGAUGGUCACCGGCCGGCGCCGGGUGGCGCUCACGGUCUCAGCGGCGCAUCUGGAUCUCCAGCUCGCGCGGACUCUGCGGAGAGCGGGGCGGGUGGUCCGUGGCCUCAGCAUCCGCGGUUGCGAGCACGUCUCGGACUCGGCCAUCCACCGGACUAUCCCAGAGUUGCCGAACCUGGUCGAGCUCUCGAUGUCGGGCGCGUCGCGCGUUGGCUUCUCGUCGAUGCGGCACUUUGCACGCAGGGCGCGGUCUCUUCGCAUUGUCGACGUGACGCGCACAAGGCUGGAGGCACAAGGCGUAACGGUCUAUCUAAAGCGUGUGUAUGCGCCCGCGAGCGUCUCGGUCAUUGCCUCGCCGUCGCAAGAGUCGUCCAGCUGAUUGGAAGGCCAAGGAGCAACGGUUUAUGUGGAGACGCGACCGCGCUGGCGGAGCCUCAGUCGUCGUCAGACGUCGAGGUGUAGUACGAGCUCGAUGUGGUGGUGAUGGAGAUGUCGUCAUCGUCAUCGUCGUCGUCGUCGUCGGUGGCGGCGGUGUGGCCGUCGGCGCUCGGAUCGAGGGCCGCCGAGCUCACGCCUUCAGAGGUCGAGCCGCCAUCGCGGGUGUCCGUCACAGGCCCGCACGAGGUGGCGUCGUCAGAGCGCUUGUUUGCCGACGAGGUGCGCGGCUUGGACGACCCGUCGUCGUCGGCGUCAGCGUCGUGCGUGUCGUCGAUAGUGAUAAAGUCGUCGGCGGGCCCGCCGGUGCCG